Molecule: messenger RNA, 729 nt
Organism: Lutzomyia longipalpis
Lineage: Eukaryota; Metazoa; Arthropoda; Insecta; Diptera; Psychodidae
Gene: mRpL49
Product: probable 39S ribosomal protein L49, mitochondrial
Exons: 2
Coding region: 35-625 (196 amino acids)
Biological process (GO): translational initiation; translation
Cellular component (GO): ribosome; mitochondrial large ribosomal subunit
Molecular function (GO): structural constituent of ribosome; translation initiation factor activity
Source: RefSeq, a predicted model, not a curated record
CGGCUCCGCUCUGUCAUUCGGAGCCGUCUCAAAAAUGGCGAAUAGUGUGUGCUUGAGCAAAUUGAAAAUUUUACAUGAAUUUUCCGCAAGAUUGAAAAGUCCUGGAGGUGCGGAUGUGAUGCUGAGGCAUCUCAAGUACAAUGGGAUGAUUGGCUACGGUGCCGGAAGUCAAGUGCGCCAUUCGAGUUUUAGAUCGUCGCCGCAGUUCGGGCACAUUGACGAUCAUCCACCAGUGGAAAUUGCAAAGAAUCCACCCGAAUGGAAAUUCGUUGAGCGUCUCCUGGGCCCCGCUACGGUGCCAGCACCCAAAGCCCAAGCUCAUUACCCCUCUGGAUGGCGACCACAGCAAAUAGAUGCUGCACAGCGUGAUUAUUUCAUUGCUCGCACGCGAAAUCAUAUGAUACCCGUUUAUUUGGAGAGUAAAUUCCGCGGUAGCAAGAAAGUCACUGUGGUCAGGAAGAUUGAGGGGGAUAUUUGGAAGUUGGAGGAGGAGUUGAGGGGGGUAAUUGAGAAGGCAGCAGGCAGGAAAAUCAUUUCUCGAAUAAAUGAAAUGAGUGGACAAAUUGAAUUCACAGGGGCCUACGUAAAUAUUAUUACGGAAUACCUUAUGGAUAAAGGAUACUAAUAAAGGGAAUGUCCUUAGUCGUAGAAUUUAUUCCAUUAAUGUCCUUUAAUAAUGAUAGAAAAUAUUGUUUUUGCAAUAAAUUGAGAAAAUUUCUGAGAAAAAAA